Necator americanus (New World hookworm) is the source of this 339-nucleotide messenger RNA. RefSeq lists its product as uncharacterized. Lineage: Eukaryota; Metazoa; Nematoda; Chromadorea; Rhabditida; Ancylostomatidae. The coding region runs from base 1 to 339 and encodes 112 amino acids. Gene Ontology annotation, cellular component: plasma membrane. The record is from RefSeq and is a predicted model, not a curated record. The transcript is spliced from 3 exons.
AUGGUUGGGCAGAGUUGUGUUCAAGGACGGAACACAUCGGCGAAGAUGCGGGUAAUCGCGUCACGCGAUGACAUCAGCCCGCCGAUUAAGUCAAGUAAGUCAGUGCCUAGUCUCAUGAAAGAAUUUCUUAAACUCUACAUGAAUAAACAAGUGAUUGCUGCUGAAGGUGAACAAAAAGCUUCAAGAUCUCUUCGCGAAGCUGCGUCUGUGAUUGCAUCUACACCAGCUGCCCUACAACUACGAUAUCUUCAAACGUUGAACAGUGUAGCAGCAGAAAAGAACUCUACGAUUAUCUUUCCGUUACCUAUGGAGCUGGUUCGACAUCUGAUCAAUGGAUAA